CAAUAGUAGGGGAAAACAUAUAAACUAUAACCAAAAUACGAGAUAUAUAUACGAUUUAUAAUAUCUAAUAAUUAUUUCAAGUAACAUUUUUAUAAACUGCCUUAGUUAUAUAACCUCAUCAUUUUGAUAGGCAGCCCAGGGUUCGUUUAAGACGUAUACUCCAGGAAGUAAACACGUUUAGGCACCCGAGUGCGUUUUAGUAGGCGACAAUCUGACCCCAGUAACACAGAAAUGGAUCGGUUUUCUUGGUCAAACGGUUUGUUGGAAAUUAACGAGACUUUAGUAAUACAACAACGAGGCGUCAAGUUGUAUGAUGGUGACGAUAAGGCUAAACUUGACAUUGGAAUUGCCUUGCUGAGCACCCAUCGUUUGAUUUGGAGGGACGGUAAAAAUCAUGACUGCUGUAUUUCCAUGCCAUUGUCACAAAUAAUAUUUUUUGAGGAGCAGGCUGCAGGAAUAGGGAAAAGUGCAAAAAUUGUUAUACACCUGCAUCCGGUACCUGCCAACAAGGAGCAAGGUCCCUACCAAAACAGCAAGUUUUCCUACAUCAAGCUCUCUUUUAAAGAACAUGGUCAGAUUGAGUUUUUCAGGAGGCUAAAUGAGGAGAUGACUCAAAAAAGAUGGGAGAACACACCCGCUUCCCAACCCAUCCCAACAGGAGUCGGCUCGCAGGCAGGAAGGAUACGAGCGGUCGGGAUUGUUGGCAUCGAGCGAAAGAUAGAAGAGAGGAGGAAAGAAACUGACAAAAACAUCUCAGAGGCCUUUGAGGAUCUCAGUAAGCUGAUGGUAAAGGCCAAAGACAUGGUGGAGCUGUCCAAAUCUAUAGCUAACAAGAUAAAAGACAAACAAGGGGACAUAACAGAGGAUGAGACCAUCCGCUUUAAGUCGUACCUGCUGAGCAUGGGUAUCGCUAACCCCGUCACACGGGAAACACAUGGCUCAGGCACACAUUACCACAUGCAACUGGCUAAACAACUGGGAGAUAUGCUCCAGGCCCCUCUGGAGGAACGCGGAGGCAUGAUGGCACUCACUGAGGUCUACUGUCUGGUCAACCGGGCUAGAGGCAUGGAGCUUUUGUCCCCAGAAGAUUUAGUAAAUGCAUGCAAGAUGUUUGAGUCCUUGAAGCUCCCAUUGAGGCUGCGUGUAUUUGACAGUGGCGUGAUGGUGGUCCAGCUGCAGUCUCACAGCGAAGAGGAAAUGAUCGCCUCAGCGCUGGACAAUGUGUCAGAGAAAGGAUCUUUAACAGCUGAGGAAUUUGCGAAACUCUUGGGUCUCUCAGUGCUUCUGUCUAAGGAGCGUUUGCUACUGGCCGAGAAGAUGGGUCACCUGUGUCGAGAUGACUCCGUUGAGGGUUUGAGGUUCUACCCCAACCUCUUUUGAGGCGUUUGCAUCGAUCAUGGAUUACAUAGAAAUGCAUCGGAACUAUCACGCAGAGUGUAAUCUCUGCAUCAUAUCGUGUUGAGAACUACCGUAUUGUUGUGUGUGCGUGUACCCAUUCUUCCCGAACCAAAGUGAAAUAUAUUUUAUGGCGCGAGCAAUAGACUGACCAUCGUUGCUCACAGUCUGUCAUUGAAGGAAUUUAUGUAUGAAUGAAUGUGUUGUAAAUAAAUCUCACUUGGGUCACUUUCAUAAUUGAUGUCUCUAACGCCUGUGGUCAUUUUCAUCGUCAGAGAAGGAAAAGGUUUGAAAGGCAUCUUUAAGCAAUAAAAAUCAAAACUAUGCAGGCCACGCUGAUGAGAUUAUCCUGCCACUUGCUUUAAUUGUCUGAAUUGGGAGGUCAAAUAAGGAAGGUCAGGUUAACCAAAUAAGGCCUGAACGCAUAAAUUAACUGUAUAGGGUAAACUUUCAACAUAUUAAGUGAUCUCUCUUAUAGAUUGUUUUAUACUGGACUGCAGGAACUGUAGUACUGUAUCCCAGCCAGCAAAGGAUGUUGGGUGAAUAUCUGAUUGUAAUACCUUCUUAUUUACAAUCAGGUCAACUUUUUCAUGCACAAAUUAGAGUUCAUGUUGAGAAAUAGGAGAGUGAGUUACACGAGCUGUGCUUUUAAGUGGUGGUGCAGUUUUAUUGGACUUUUACAAGGCAUUUUUAUUUAAUCUG
Molecule: messenger RNA, 2097 nt
Organism: Syngnathoides biaculeatus (alligator pipefish)
Lineage: Eukaryota; Metazoa; Chordata; Actinopteri; Syngnathiformes; Syngnathidae
Gene: vps36
Product: vacuolar protein sorting 36 homolog
Exons: 14
Coding region: 232-1380 (382 amino acids)
Biological process (GO): protein transport to vacuole involved in ubiquitin-dependent protein catabolic process via the multivesicular body sorting pathway
Cellular component (GO): ESCRT II complex; late endosome membrane
Molecular function (GO): ubiquitin binding; phosphatidylinositol-3-phosphate binding
Source: RefSeq, a predicted model, not a curated record